This is a messenger RNA of Brachypodium distachyon (stiff brome), 1728 nucleotides long. Its product is annotated as protein disulfide isomerase-like 5-2. Gene Ontology annotation, molecular function: protein disulfide isomerase activity. Gene Ontology annotation, biological process: response to endoplasmic reticulum stress; protein folding. Lineage: Eukaryota; Viridiplantae; Streptophyta; Magnoliopsida; Poales; Poaceae. Bases 83 to 1348 code for a protein of 421 amino acids. The record is from RefSeq and is a predicted model, not a curated record. The transcript has 5 exons. Gene Ontology annotation, cellular component: endoplasmic reticulum.
GGUGGGCACCAGAAACUCAAGUCGACCAGAAACACUCCUUUCCGUUGCGACGCGGAAGAAGAUCGAAUCGGCCGAGCGAGCGAUGGCGACGACUCUGCCGCCGCUCCCUCUCCUCUGCCUCCUCCCGCUGCUGCUAGUCGCCUUUGCCACUGCCGGCGGCGGCAGCGGCGGCGGCGGCGGCGAGAACUUCCCGCGGGAUGGGAGGGUGAUAGACCUGGACGACAGCAACUUCGAGGCGGCUCUGAGCUCCAUCGACUUCCUCUUCGUCGACUUCUACGCACCAUGGUGCGGCCACUGCAAGCGCCUCGCCCCCGAGUUAGAUGAAGCUGCACCUGUGUUGGCGGGACUGAGCGAGCCAAUCAUGGUUGCCAAAGUAAAUGCCGACAAAUACAGGAAACUUGGAUCGAAAUACGGAGUGGAUGGGUUCCCAACUCUGAUGCUGUUUAUCCAUGGGGUCCCUAUCGAAUACACUGGUUCAAGGAAAGCUGAUUUGCUUGUGCGGAAUCUUAAGAAGUUUGUUGCACCUGAUGUUUCUAUUCUUGAGUCUGAUUCUGCAAUCAAGAGCUUUGUUGAGAAUGCUGGCACAAGCUUUCCGAUGUUCAUCGGUUUUGGGGUCAAUGAGUCGUUGAUCACUGAAUAUGGAGGAAAAUACAAGAAAAGAGCAUGGUUUGCUAUUGCACAAGAUUUUUCGGAGGAGCUCAUGAUGGCAUAUGGUUUUGAUAAGGCCCCAGCACUGGUUGCGUUGCAUCCGAAGUAUAACGAACAAAGUGUAUUCUAUGGCCCAUUUGAAGGACGUUUCUUGGAAGAUUUUAUACGGCAAUCGCUGCUACCUUUGACUGUCCCCAUCAACACAGAGACACUUAAAUUGUUGGAUGAUGAUGACAGAAAAGUUGUUCUCGCAAUUUUGGAGGAUGACUCAGAUGAAAAUUCUGCACAGUUGGUAACAGUUUUGAGGUCUGCUGCUAAUGCAAACCGUGACUUGGUGUUUGGAUAUGUUGGAGUUAAACAAUGGGAGGAGUUUGUGGAGACUUUUGAUGUUUCCAAGAGCUCACAGUUGCCAAAGCUACUAGUGUGGGAUAGAAAUGAGGAGUAUGAACAAGUGGACGGUUCAGAAAGGUUAGAAGAAGGUGACCAAGCAUCUCAAAUAAGCCAAUUCCUCGAGGGAUAUAGAGCAGGAAGAACAACAAAAAAGAAAGUCAGCGGCCCUUCCUUCAUGGGUUUCAUGCACUCUCUUGUCAGCAUGAACUCAUUAUACAUUCUUAUGUUUGUUGUUGCUCUUCUUGGUGUCAUGCUAUACUUUUCUGGCCAAGAUGAUACUCCUCAGCUAAGACGAAUUCAUGACGAGUGAAGGAAGCUGGUAGUUUCUUGGAUCAAAACAACACGAGGUUAUCAAUCUGGAGAUCUAGCAUAAAGGUGGUAUUGCACAGUUCCAAUUGUUGUUAGCACUGAAGAGGUCGGGCUUUAGCGGUUGCUUCUGAGAUCGUCGUAUCUCUGUCAGCACUCAUCAGGUCCCUCAUUUUUCUGCCCAGCUUUUGUUUCUUGGUUAGAGCUUAGCAACUAGUCUCCCUACAUGUAAGCUAGAAACUCAGCCUGAUUUUGACACUUAUAUGGAACUGUUUCUAUUUAUUUUUUCCCCUGAGGAUUAUAUGGUGUACAAAACGUUUCCGUGUUACAGGUCGUCAUACUUUUGUACAACUGAUAGUGUUAAUAAUGCGUAAUUAUGAUCUA